This is a messenger RNA of Mangifera indica (mango), 2299 nucleotides long. Its product is annotated as probable LRR receptor-like serine/threonine-protein kinase At5g63710. The coding region runs from base 150 to 2108 and encodes 652 amino acids. Lineage: Eukaryota; Viridiplantae; Streptophyta; Magnoliopsida; Sapindales; Anacardiaceae. The transcript is spliced from 11 exons. Gene Ontology annotation, molecular function: protein binding; ATP binding; protein kinase activity. Gene Ontology annotation, biological process: protein phosphorylation. The record is from RefSeq and is a predicted model, not a curated record.
GUGGUUGCUUAAAAGCAAUGAGGUGAGACAUUACCAUUAGCUGGUAGUGGUAGUGGGAUUCUAAUUCUCAUUCCAGCACCAACACAACACAACACAACCCAGUAUUCUGUUCUGUGUUACAAUGUCUUUCUUUCCUUUUCUUUUCUCAAAUGCUUGGUGGGUCCCUCCAUCACUCACUACACUUCAUCAUCAUCACCACAAUCCUUUCUUCAAUUGCUUUAAUAUACUACUUGUGCUUCCUCCGCCUUUUCCUUUCUCAGGCUGAAGUUGCCGCCCAAGUCAUGCCUAAAUCAGGUGGGAAGAUAUUGGUGUAUGAAUGUUGGUGGGAAAUAAAAACUAGUUACAAGUUUGGAGCAAAGCUAAUGAUAAAGUGUUUCAUACUCCUUAUCUUUCUAAGUUUCAGUCAUUCAUCCAAGGACCCUGAUGUUGAAGGCGAAGCUUUGGUGGAGAUUUUAAAGACUCUCAAUGAUACUAAUCACCACAUAACGGAUUGGAAUGAUCAUCUUGUGAGCCCAUGUUUUAGUUGGUCUCAUGUCAGUUGCAGAAAUGGAAAUGUUGUAUCACUGAUGCUAGAUUCAAAUGGCUUUUCUGGAAAACUAUCUCCAUUGUUUACCAAACUGAAGUUUUUGGUUAGCUUGGAGCUACAGAACAAUAAUUUAUCAGGUGCAUUACCAGAUUUCAUUGGCAACAUGGUUCACCUGCAAACUCUGAAUCUUGCAAACAAUAAAUUCAGUGGCUCUAUUCCUUUGAAUUGGGGUCAGCUAUCAAAUUUAAAGCAUUUGGAUCUUUCAUCCAAUGAUUUAGCUGGAAAAAUUCCAAUGCAACUAUUUUCAGUUGCAACAUUCAACUUUACUGGAACACAUCUCACUUGUGGCUCUACUUUGGACCAGCCUUGUGUGUCAAGUGCUCCUCUACCAGUUUCAACCAGCAGAUCAAAACUUAGAGUUGUUGUAGCAUCAGCAAGUUGUGGUGCUUUUGUACUUCUGUUGCUCGGGGCUUUGUUUUUAUUCCGAUAUCAGUUGCAAAGACGCAAAGAUGACAUUUUUGUUGAUGUUGCAGGUGAAGAUGAUCGCAAAGUUUCUUUUGGUCAGCUUAGAAGAUUUUCUUGGCGUGAACUGCAACUUGCAACUGAUAAUUUUAGUGAAAGUAACAUAAUUGGACAAGGAGGUUUUGGGAAAGUGUAUAAAGGUGUCCUCUCUGACAACUCAAAAGUUGCUGUGAAACGCCUUGCUAAUUAUUAUAGUCCUGGUGGAGAGGCUGCAUUCCUCAGGGAAGUCCAACUUAUAAGUGUUGCUGUUCAUAGGAAUCUUCUACAGUUAAUUGGAUUCUGCACAACCCCAUCUGAGAGAAUCCUUGUUUACCCUUUCAUGCAAAAUCUUAGCGUUGCCUAUCGCUUGAGAGAUUUGAAACCCGGAGAGAAAGAUUUGGACUGGCCAACAAGGAAACGUGUGGCAUUUGGAGCGGCCCAUGGUUUGGAGUAUCUACACGAGCACUGUAAUCCUAAGAUUAUACAUCGUGAUUUAAAAGCUGCCAAUAUCCUUUUGGAUGACAAUUUUGAAGCUGUUCUUGGAGAUUUUGGCCUGGCAAGACUUGUUGAUCCAAAAUUGACCCAUGUUACCACUCAAGUGCGUGGUACAAUGGGCCACAUUGCCCCAGAAUAUUUGUCAACUGGGAAAUCUUCAGAGAAGACAGAUGUGUUUGGAUAUGGAAUAACUCUACUAGAACUUGUAACUGGUCAACGUGCAAUAGAUUUCUCUCGCCUUGAAGAGGAAGAGGAUGUUCUUCUGCUUGAUCAUAUUAAGAAAUUACUGAGAGAAAAUAGACUGAGUGAUAUUGUGGAUAAAAACCUGAAGAAUUAUGAAUCGAAAGAAGUAGAGAUUGUUGUUCAGGUGGCAUUGCUCUGCACUCAAAGCUGCCCUGAAGACCGUCCGACAAUGGCAGAAGUGGUUAAAAUGUUGGAGGGAGUGGGACUAGCUGAGAGGUGGGCUGAGUGGGAGCAGCUUGAACAAGUAAGACAUCAAGAAUUCUCACUCAUGUCUCACCAAUUUGCUUGGGCAGAAGAAUCAAGUCUUGACCAAGAAGCAAUACAGUUGUCCAGAGCAAGGUAGAACAUAAAUUCAAGUCUAUUUCUAUUUGGAUUAAACCUUAGAUAUUACUUACUGUAUAUGGAAGAAAAACCCUAUGGUUUGCCUAUGAAAGGCCUCUGCUUGUCUAGAAAUUUUUACUCUCUUUUUCUUAGCUUCAACUGAAGGUAAAUUGGGAAUAUAUUUCAGGUUACAUAUACUAACACAUUCAUUGA